CCACAAACUGCAGAGAAUGACUGUUAGCCUUUGGCGCCAAAAAAAUAAGGGUCCAAGACCAACCUAUUUGAAUGCCCUAGAGUGCAAAGCAACCCAACAACUUUGAUCUCUCUCUCUCUCUCUCUCUCUCUCUCUCUCUCUUGUCCACCCCUCAUGGCCAUCAUCCCUCAUAACCCCUUCAUGAAACCAAUCCCCCCUCAAGAUUCCAUACCCAGAAAACACAGGCAACGUUCCAACUCCUCAACUGCAAUCCAAGCCAUGGCAACAAAAAACAGUCGCAAACCCUGUAAUUACUUCUCGGUUCCUGACUCCCUUCACGCUUUCCUGAAUUCCGGACAAACAGAAACAGCCCUCCAUCUCUUUCACAGUAUGAAAACCUUAGAUCCUCUCUUGUGGAACAUAAUGAUCAAAGGCUAUGUCCAAAAUGGAUUCUUCCAUGAAGCCAUUGAAUUUUAUUACCAAAUGCAAUCUAAUGGUGUGAUUCCAGACCAUUUCACCUACCCUUUUGUUCUCAAAGCCUGCGCUAGGUUAUCUAAUAUAGCAGAAGGGAAGAAAGUCCACUGUAAAUUGGUCAAAACAGGGUUAGAUACUGCCCUUUUUGUUGCCAAUUCUCUCAUAACAAUGUACUGCAAAUGCAAAGAAAUGCACGCUGGGGAAUUGGUAUUUGAUGAAAUGCCAGAAAGAGAUAUUGUUUCAUGGAAUUCCCUAAUAGCAGGGUACGCUUCCAAUGCUUAUGGACAUGAAGCCCUUUUGUGCCUCGGAGAAAUGCAGCUCUUUGGGUUCGAACCAGACAGGUUCACCCUGCUUUGCGCUCUCCCUGCAAGCACGCUCGAUAAAUCUAGGGUUUAUGGCAAAGAGAUACAUUGCAAAACACUAAGAUUAGGGUUUUUACCAGACCCAAUGCUCGAAACAUCACUUCUGGACAUGUAUUUCAAGUGUAGGGACGUAAGGGCUGCUGAGGGGCAUUUUGGCAAGAUGUCGAUGCGAAACUCGGUUGCUUGGAACACAUUGAUAUCUGGUUAUGCUCGUAAUAAGCUUGCCCAAAAGGCAAUUGAUUCAUUCUCCAAGAUGCAAAUGCAAGAAAAGUUAUGUCCUGAUCCAAUCACUAUGGUGAACUUGCUGCCGGCUUGUGCACAUAUAGAAGCUCUAUUGCCAGGGAAAUCCAUUCAUGGGUUCUCACUGAGAAAAGGGUUUCUGUCACUAAUCAAAGAAAAUAAAGGAGACCAGUUUUGCUCCCAUCUGGUAUUGGAAACUGCUUUGCUGGACACAUAUGCCAAAUGCAAGGAGUUAGAGUAUGCCCAAAAGCUAUUUGAAAGGAUGGUUGAGAAGAACUUGGUCUCUUGCAAUGCAAUGAUUGCUGGUUUUGCACAAAAUGGGCAAAACAAAGAGGCUAUAGCACUGUUCCAUAGCCUAUGGCAUGUUCCUAUGGAGCCGGAUGCAACCACCAUUGCAAGUGUCCUAUCAGCCUACGGUGAGAUAGCAUCUCUCCGAGAAGGGAACCAGAUCCAUGGUUAUGUGGUGAAAUCAGAGUUGGGCUUGGACACUUUCAUCCUGAAUUCCCUUGUUUAUAUGUACGCAAAAUGUGGCAAUUUGCAGCUUGCAACAAGAGUUUUUGAUGGAAUUCAGAGCAAGGAUGUGGUGUCAUUGAAUGUCAUCAUCAUGGCAUAUGGGAUCCAUGGGUAUGGGCAUGAUGCGCUUGACCUCUUCUCUAUGAUGAAAAACAUGGGUAUAACACCAAAUGGGAGCACCUUUGUCUCGGUUUUAACAUCAUGUAGCCAUUCUGGUAUGGUAGAUGAAGGAUGGAAGCAUUUCAAUUCGAUGCAAAAAGACUAUGAAAUUGACCCUUGGAUAGAGCACUAUGCUUGCAUGGUCGACCUCCUCGGUCGAAUUGGAUGCCUGGACCAAGCGGAGAUUUUCGUCAGGCAGAUGCCUACAAAGCCCACACCAAGAAUAUGGGGAUCUCUAUUAAAAGCAUGUAGAUUUCAUGGCCACAUAGAAUUAGCGGAGCGUGUGGCCAAAAACUUGCUUAAAUUAGAUCACGACAACACCGGCUGCUACAUACUUCUCUCCAACAUGUAUGCAGCAGCAGGGAGAUGGGAAGAUGUUGAAGAGGUGAGAUUGACACUGAGAGAGAAAGGGUUGGAAAAGACGAGGGGGUGCAAUGUGGUAGAGUUGAGCAGUGAGACUUGCAGUUUCUUAUAUGGGGAAAGAGAUCACCCAGAAUCUGAGACAAUUUAUAGAGUGUCAGGUAUUUUGUCUAGGCUUAUCGGUGAAUUAGCAUAUAGCCCAGGGACCAAGUUUAGACUGCAAGAUAUAGGGAAGAAAAGAGCAAAUACACCCACCAACCAUAGCAUAAGGUUAGCGCUUAGUCUUGGGUUGAUCUCUUCCACUAUCGGGACACCCAUCCUUAUUAGAAAGAAUGUUCGGUUAUGUGGAGAUUGUCACCAUGCUCUAAAGAUGAUUUCUGAGAAAGUUAAGAGAGAGAUUAUUGUGAGGGAUCCCAGACUCUUUCACCACUUCAGAGAUGGAUAUUGCUGCUGUGCUGAUUAUUGGUAAUAAAUAAAUAAGAAUCCCGGUUUCUAA
Messenger RNA from Amborella trichopoda, 2583 nucleotides. Its product is annotated as Tetratricopeptide repeat (TPR)-like superfamily protein. Gene Ontology annotation, biological process: RNA modification. Gene Ontology annotation, cellular component: intracellular membrane-bounded organelle. Gene Ontology annotation, molecular function: protein binding; RNA binding; zinc ion binding. The record is from RefSeq and is a predicted model, not a curated record. NCBI's taxonomy places the organism in Eukaryota, Viridiplantae, Streptophyta, Magnoliopsida, Amborellales, Amborellaceae.